CUUCUACAUCAUGCCUCCUCCUCUUCCUUUCUUUUCACCUUGGUCUUUGUGGAAUAAUUGUUUAUCUCCCACUGUGUCGCACCACACCGACUUCCUAAAAUACCUAGGCUCGUCAUGACACGCUCUGCGGCACUAAUCGUCGUUCUAGCAGCCAGUAUAGGCGCUACAGGUGCUACAGUUCGCGAUGAGCAGGCGAUUCUGCGGCGUUCCUGUCCUGAAUACCUAUCCUAUUCCUCUGUCGGACAUGCCCCGUACAGCGGCGGUGCCUUGAAUCUGCCGUUCCAGCGCCCUUCUGUCGAAUGCCGGACCUUCUCGUCACCUGCAGUAGAGACUGUCAUUGAAGAUGUGACGUCGCGAAUGGUCGACAAAGACCUCGCGCAGCUGUUCCGGAAUGCCUUUCCCAACACGCUAGACACGACCAUCCGCUGGCACGUCAACGGGACCCAGACAUCAACGUCAACAGAUUCCCCGAAGCGGAAACGAGCCAACAACAACGCACCUCAAUGGCAAGGGCUGCAGUCCUUCAUAGUCACCGGCGACAUCAACGCCGAAUGGCUGCGCGACUCGACGAACCAGCUCUCCGGCUAUCAGGCCCUGGCCAAGAAGGACCAGGCUCUCUACAACCUCAUCCUCGGUGCCAUCAACACCCAGGUGGAAUACGUCAUCCAGUCCCCCUACUGCAAUGCCUUCCAGCCGCCCUCGGCAAGUGGCAUCCAGCCGGCCAGCAGCAGCCAGCAGGACACGGUGACGCCAGCGUACAACACCUCCGUGGUCUUCGAAUGCAAGUACGAGCUCGACUCGCUGGCCAACUUCCUCGCGCUGGGCACCCAGUUCCACGAGCACACGGGGUCGACCGAGUUUCUGACUCCGAGAUGGUACCAGGCCCUCGACACCGUGCUGCGGGUCCUCGACGCUCAGUCCCAACCGACGUUCAACGCCGCCCAGCAGUACGUGACGAACGAGUACACCUUCCAGCGCCAGACGACCCUGGGCACCGAGACCCUCAAUCUCGCGGGGAUCGGCAACCCACUCAACGGCGGCACGGGGCUCAUCCGCAGCGCCUUCCGGCCCAGCGACGACGCCACCAUCCUGGGCUUCUUCAUCCCCCCGAACGCCAUGAUGGCCGUGCAGCUGCAGAAAACCGCCGCGGUGCUGCGCCGCCGCGCCGCGGCAGCGGGGAACGGGAACAACAACAAAAACAACAACGCAACCCACCUCGAUGUCGUCGCGGAUGACCUGCAGUCCCGCGGGGAGAAGCUCGCGCAGGCCGUCCGCGAGCACGGCAUCGUCCAUCACCCGGUGUACGGCGACGUCUACGCCUUCGAGGUGGACGGAUACGGCUCGCGCAUCCUGAUGGACGACGCGAACGUGCCCUCGCUGCUCUCGCUGCCGCUUUUAGGUUUUGUCGACCAGCAGGACCCCGUCUAUCAGAACACGCGCAAGAUGAUUUUGAGUCCCGCCGGAAACCCGUACUAUCUGACCGGGACGGAUUUCCAUGGUAUCGGGGGUCCGCAUAGUAUGUCCCCCCCUCCCCUAUGUUUCCCGACUUGGGUAUUUCCAAUCCUCAGAGAAGAAAAGAGGACUAAUUUUUUUUCUCUUGUUUUCGUGUAGUCGGUCUACAGAAUGCAUGGCCCAUGUCCCUGCUCGUGCAAGCGAUGACAACGGACAACAUCACCGAAAUCACCGAGUGCGUGAACCUGGUCCGCAACUCGAGUCUGCUGGGCUUGGUCCACGAGUCGAUCAACGUGAAC
This is a messenger RNA of Aspergillus fijiensis CBS 313.89, 1751 nucleotides long. RefSeq names its product glycoside hydrolase family 125 protein. Lineage: Eukaryota; Fungi; Ascomycota; Eurotiomycetes; Eurotiales; Aspergillaceae. Gene Ontology annotation, biological process: carbohydrate metabolic process. The record is from RefSeq and is a predicted model, not a curated record. The transcript has 2 exons. The coding region runs from base 115 to 1611 and encodes 498 amino acids.